GGCUUCUCUUUCCCCAAAUAGCAAGUUAGCAAUGUGUGCCUUUGAUAUAUUUUGUUGCAUUCUCUCAAUCCUGAGAUGACAUGAUUCCGAGUUCUUGGAUAAUAAUGACGACGACGACGGCGACGGCGGUGAUGAUGAUGAUGAUGAUGUAAGACGAAUCUUCAAGGGGCUGAAGGGAAAUCCUGCCCGCAAGACGUGAAGAAGAUAAGAUAAUUGAUGACUAAUAUGCAUGCUGACGCCGAUCUUCUCAUGGCAACAACUGAUGAUACUUCUUCAAAGUACGACUCCAGCAACCAUAUCUCCGUGAAACACUUGACCUUACUUUCAAUAUCGAUACCGCCCACCGCCAUGAGUUUCGCCUUCUCAUUGAAUUGCCGACAUGAAACUCGGCCUUGAACCCAUUUCCCGAGUCCCAAGACCGUCAGAAACGCUCGAGCUUAAAGAAGAUAUUGAAGAAAUCUUCCCAUGUUCAUGUCUCAUACCCACUUUUGACACCUUCCACGAUUUUGCUCCACAUCUUUGACGAUCUUACCACCAAAGAGUCAUCCAAUUGGCGGAUAUAAGAACAUAGGAGAUCCUACCGCAACAUCCGCGGUCUACUUUAUAUCAAUCCGCGCUCUCAAGAUUGGCAGAUCUGUGGCUAGUUUCUCACUUCCCGACCUUCUGAGCGCGAAAGGAUGAAUAUAAGAGAGACGCAUGUACUCGUUGGACAUAUCGGGAUAAUACUCAACUAACACGAUCGAUCUGUGAACUCCGCCGAAAGCCACAUACCGGUACCAUGGUUGCCAUACAUACUUUUCACAGUCACAAAUCUGAAACCGAUCCCGUUAAUCGCCCGACGGAUCAAAUCUCCACCGAUAUGGAUCAGAAUACUUCGGCUGGGGCAUCUAUCAAAUCAAAGGAAGAAAAAUUAUCGGGUAAUGAUUCUGACAUUAUUGCCGAAGAACUUCCUCAGGUUGCUCCGAAUCCUCUUGCCGAUAUUCCAAAUGGAGGAGUGGUUGCAUGGCUUCAGGUGGUUGGGAGUUUCUUCUUAUUCUUUAACUCAUGGGGCAUAGUGAAUAUGUUUGGUGCAUUCCAGACUUUUUAUGAAACUGAUUUACUAUCUCAUGAAUCACCAUCUAAUAUUUCAUGGAUCGGUUCUAUACAAGCUUUCUUGCUCUUACUUGUGGGAGUCUUCACUGGUCCUCUGUUCGAUGCCGGUCUCUUCCGUCCUCUUCUAUGUACUGGAACAUUUAUGGUUGUCUUCGGUAUGAUGAUGACAUCUAUCUCCACAAGCUACUGGCAAAUUGUGCUUGCACAAGCUAUGUGUAUGGGAAUUGGAUUGGGAUGUCUCUUUGUUCCUAGUGUCGCGAUCGUUUCCACUUACUUCUCAACACGGAAAGCUUUCGCAACUGGAAUAGCGGCUAGUGGAAGUUCACUUGGUGGCGUAAUUUACCCAAUUAUCUUCCAUAACCUUCAACCUAAAAUCGGCUUUGGCUGGACAACAAGAGCCCUUGGAUUUAUUUUCCUCGCUACCCUUUCCAUCUCCAUCAGCAUAAUGAAGAUGCGUGUGAAGCCAUCGCAAAAGCGUAAGCUCAUAGAUCUGGGCGCAUUCAAGGAACGACCAUACCUGCUCUUUACCAUCGGCCUCUUUUUCGGGUUCAUGGGUCUCAAUAUUCCCUUUUACUACAUCUCAUCCUACGCCAUAAAUGAAAAUAUCAUGAAUUCAAACUCGGCAUUCUAUAUGUUGAGUACCAUUAAUGCGGCAUCUAUCUUUGGUCGUAUUAUUCCCAACUACUUUGCAGACAAAUUCGGACCCUUGAAUAUCAUCAUACCAGGAACGCUCAUCGCAAGUGUUGUGGCAUUCGGCUGGACUGGUGUUCAUUCUGUUGGCGGUCUGGUCGUAUUCGCCAUUCUCUACGGCUUUUCCACAGGAUGUUUCGUAUCAAUUCCACCCACGGUCAUCGUAUCGCUUAGCCCUCACAUGGGCGUCGUAGGCACGAGAAUGGGUAUGGCCUUUGCGAUUGGUGGAUUGGGUCUUUUGGUUGGUACACCGGUUGCUGGACAGAUCCUCUCGAGUUCCGGAUAUGUUCCUACAAUAGCAUUUUGUGGAGCAUUGCUUAUUGCAACAGUGGCUUUCUUUAUUGCAGCCAGAUUGAGCAAAACUGGGAUGCAUGUGAAGAAGUUCGCUUGAUUUAGGAGAAGAUACUAUGGGAUAUGUACGAGAAAAGUGGACGAGCACUACGAAUUAUAGAAUAUCAUGGAAAUGAGCAUUAAAAAAGCGGCCGGACGUUACCAUAGAUUAAUGACUUGUAAAAUAGAUUUCGGGGUGGCGCUGGUUUGAAGAAAUAUAUACACAACUAUCCA
Molecule: messenger RNA, 2346 nt
Organism: Botrytis cinerea B05.10
Lineage: Eukaryota; Fungi; Ascomycota; Leotiomycetes; Helotiales; Sclerotiniaceae
Exons: 4
Coding region: 779-2173 (464 amino acids)
Biological process (GO): transmembrane transport
Cellular component (GO): fungal-type vacuole membrane
Molecular function (GO): transmembrane transporter activity
Source: RefSeq, a predicted model, not a curated record